Molecule: messenger RNA, 811 nt
Organism: Didymella exigua CBS 183.55
Lineage: Eukaryota; Fungi; Ascomycota; Dothideomycetes; Pleosporales; Didymellaceae
Exons: 1
Coding region: 260-703 (147 amino acids)
Source: RefSeq, a predicted model, not a curated record
ACUGCUUCACGACCAUUGAAUGGCGCGCCAAGUGCCAAGUGAGGAGACUCAGCCGCUACCUGCCUGUUCAGGUGUCGCGACAUUCCAUUCGGUUAUGUUUCGUCGGCAUCGUUAAGGCUACGGACGGCACUGCGAGAGAAUCGUUCCUUCUUGUGAUAUAAGAAGUGGGGGGGAGAGAUACGAAGUCGCUGUCCUGGUUGUUGGAGGAAGAGGACGUUCCGAGAAUCUCGGAGGCGGAUGGCGCUCGGUUGGCGGGUCCAUGGCGCUGUUCAUGGCGCUGUUCUCCGCCCAGCGACCUCUCGAUGCAUUCUCUCAUCAACACCAUUUACUCAACAGCCGUAAGAAGCAGCUCACGUUCGUUUUUCGCUUUUCCAUGAGAAGAUGGUAUACAGAAAAUGUUCUACUCAAGGAUUCCGCGCUAAGAACCCGUAAAAGUUUGCUAGUGCUGUCGCAAGAGGUGACGUCGAGCAGGCAGGGCUACGGCGAUAAUGCUGUCGCCCUCGUGGCUUCAAGCUUUGAGCUGCUCAGGGGUUCGUAUGCAAAGUCCGCUCGGGGGCCUUGCGGCUUCCCAAGCUGCGCAAACGAUUUCUCCAUACCCCAGGUUCUCCUCUCCGCACCAUUGCUGGCCCGAAAAUCCGGCGCAGGUCCGUACGAGAAGCCGCGACUACCACAAAAUAGUCGCAUCCGCCGAGACACCAUAUAGGAAAGCUACAUCUGGCCACUCGUAACCCAAAGAGAACUUGGACCAUGGUCCGCUCGUCACGGGGCUCAAUUUGCAAUUAUAGUGAUGCUAAGUUUCCCCGCAAAUUCC